AAGAAACUUAAUUUUUACUCCAGCAUUAGAUUGGACUAGUAGUUCGAAUAAGCAACAUCAAAAUGAAAACCUUCAUCGUCGCCGUCUGCAUCUUCGCAUGCGCCCUGGCCUCUGAGCAGGACGCUCAGGUCCUCCGCAGCGACUACGCUCAAAACGAAAAUGGCGAAUUCCAGUUCGCAUACGAAACUGAAAACGGUAUCUCCGGCCAGGCUUCCGGCAAAGUGAAGCUCGUCGGAAAGGACGAGGCUGCUCUUGAGGUGACUGGCUCCAACGCCUACAAAUCCCCCGAAGGUGAUGUUUACAGCGUGAGCUACGUUGCCAACGAGUUCGGAUACCAGCCACAGGGUGCCCAUCUCCCCACUCCCCCCGCCCCCGUCCCAAUCCCAGACUACAUCGCAAGGGCUAUUGAAUACAUCGCUGCUCACCCUUACACCGAAAAGAAGUUGUAAAUAUAAAUAAUUAAACAAACUUCGCAAAUACCAAACCAAGCCAACGUAUUAUGUCACUCGAUGCAAAACUGUUACAAGCGGAAAAUGGCUUUAACAACUUAUUUUUUGUUAAUUUUUGUUUUUUAGGCAAUAAAUAAUGUAAAAACGUUUACCAAAA
Spodoptera exigua (beet armyworm) is the source of this 606-nucleotide messenger RNA. NCBI's taxonomy places the organism in Eukaryota, Metazoa, Arthropoda, Insecta, Lepidoptera, Noctuidae. The record is from the annotation of a GenBank genome assembly.